AGCUGACCUAUGGGAGCGCGCCGGGGGUGGGCUGUCCAGGACCCGUUCCUGUCCCUCUUGGGUUUGUUAAAGCGACAGGCCCCGCGGCGAGCCGGUGCUCCACCGGGCACGGCACAGCGGCCGCGGUGGCCCUCGGCGUGCGGCGGGCGCCCGUGACAGCGGCGCCGCUGGGCUCGCGACCCCGGCUCCGGGCCUCUGCGGACAGCAGGAGCGGAGCCCCGUCGCCCGGCGGGAUGGGCGGCGAGGCGGGGUCUGCGGCGGCCCUGGGCUCCGAGGGCCGCGUGAAGAGCUUGGGACUGGUGUUCGAGGACGAGCGCAAGGGCUGCUACUCGAGCGGCGAGACGGUGGCCGGGCACGUGCUGCUGGAGGCGGCCGAGCCGGUGGCCCUGCGCGCGCUGCGCCUGGAGGCCCAGGGCCGUGCCACGGCCGCCUGGGGCCCGGGCGCCGGCGCGGCGCCGGCCGCCGCCUCGGAGGUGGAGUACCUGAACGUGCGCCUGAGCCUGCGCGAGCCCCCGUCCGGUGAAGGUGUCAUCUUACUGCAGCCUGGGAAGCAUGAAUUUCCAUUUCGCUUUCAACUUCCAUCUGAACCCCUGGUCACCUCGUUCACGGGGAAAUAUGGGAGCAUCCAGUACUGUGUGCGAGCUGUCCUGGAGCGACCCACAGUGCCGGCCCAGAGUGUGAGACGGGAACUGCAAGUGGUCAGCCACGUGGACGUCAACACACCAGCACUGCUGACCCCUGUGUUGAAGACUCAAGAGAAAAUGGUUGGCUGUUGGGUUUUCACUUCUGGACCAGUCUCGCUGAGUGCCAAAAUUGAAAGAAAGGGUUACUGUAAUGGAGAAGCUAUUCCAAUCUAUGCAGAGAUAGAGAAUUGCUCCUCUCGCCUGAUUGUUCCCAAAGCUGCCAUUUUCCAAACCCAAACAUACUUGGCAAGUGGGAAAACGAAGACCGUUCGCCACAUGGUCGCCAACGUGCGAGGAAACCACAUUGCUUCUGGGAGCACCGACACGUGGAACGGCAAAACUCUGAAAAUCCCCCCUGUUACUCCGUCCAUCCUGGACUGCUGCAUUAUCAGAGUAGACUAUUCCUUAGCUGUGUACAUUCACAUUCCUGGUGCUAAAAAGCUGAUGCUCGAGCUGCCGUUAGUGAUCGGUACCAUUCCGUACAAUGGCUUUGGCAGCAGGAACUCCAGCGUUGCCAGCCAGUUCAGCAUGGAUAUGAGCUGGUUGACACUGACCCUGCCGGAACAACCUGAAGCACCACCGAAUUAUGCAGAUGUGGUGUCCGAGGAAGAAUUCUCCAGACACAUUCCCCCCUACCCUCAGCCUCCGGGCUGUCUGGGAGGAGCGUGCUACCCCAUGCUUGCCUGCAUACAAGAAUUCCGGUUUCAGCCUCCGCCUCUUUAUUCAGAGGUUGACCCACACCCUAGUGAUGUCGAAGAGACCCAGCCUGUCUCCUUCAUUCUCUGAAUGUGUUUCAGUAAUCACUGUGCUCAUCAUCAGAUCAGAGUGUUGGUUCGUUCCUCCUGCCCCUUUGGGGUGGGUGGAGAGAUUUCCUUACAGACAUACAUGGACAUUAAGACAGAAGGCCAUAGAAAAUAAAGAACACGGGAACUUUCUGGUGGGCCAACAGGAUGUUUGCACAACUUGAUGGGAUGGUCGUCGUUUGUCCCCUUUGAAAAGGGGUGAAGAUGUGAAAAGCCACAGAAUGUAGUGGAAGUCCUGAGGGGGCAGAGUAAGUGGAGGAGUGCCUGCGCUGACCCGAGCGGGAGGAAGCGCUGUGAGGAAGUCUUCCAAAAGUGGACACAAGUGAAGAAGCAUGCUGACAGGAGAAUGUGUGUGGCGGCGCCGGGUAUGCGGGAGCGGGGCAACGGCCAGCUCUGGAGACAGAGAGACCCCUGGGACCCUGGGUCUUCAUGAUUUCUGACCACGUGACCAGACUCGAGGACUGAAGUCCUCGGAAGGAUCCCUUCCUGACCCCAUGGUCACACGAGGUCCUAAUGAUGACACAGCUUUGGCUUUCUGAACCCUGGGCUGAAAUGCAGUUCACAACCUGGCUCUGCAGUUGUGGGAAACCAAGAAAGGUUCCUUGAGAAACUUGAGCUUUUGUGGGAUCGAAGCAGAAUGAUUGAUUUCCGUGUGAAAACAGAUUUGGUUGAAGGCCGUAGCUUUUUACCCCUUUUAAGUACUUUAACGGGAUACAUGUUUGAGUUUCCUCAUACCUUGUUUACCUGUGGGCACAUCAGAAAAAGGAGACAGGGGAAAACAGUUGCAUCUUCAGAAUGCCUUGAUAACUACAUGGCCAAACAAAAACAAAAAACCUUUUCUUAACCUACCUCGUAUGGGGUUAUCAGGUAUGUUUUUAAAACUCUAGGCCUGAUCAGUGAUCUUUGAAGUUCUGCUAUUUACGUAGCAGCCUCAACUCCUUGACACAAGGGAAAAAUCCAUAAGUUAACAUUAAAUGGAAGUAAAUAUAUAUAUAUAUUUACAUAUAUUUAUUUCAAAAUAAAUCCAAAAUCAAAAGAGGGUAGGAAUACCAUUUUCCAAAAAUGUAAAUUAAUUCCCAUCAAAAGGCUGAUGUCUACAGAUGGCAGUCACUGCAUUGUACAUUGUUUAUUCCAGCUGUUCUGUGAUUCUAUUUAAACUGUGAUUUUCUUUAUUGUCUUGGUGCAAUAUUUUAUUAUCAUUUAGCCUCAGGAUACUCACACCAACAGGAUUGCGUUGCUGCUGAACGUUUGCACAGUGUUCUCACCGUACCCCUUUGCCCUCAUGUCCGUGGUCACCUGUUCACGUGCUGUUCCUUCCAUCUGUUGGUUUCCUGAGCUGAGACUGUUUCUGGACACUAAGCAGAAGGGAGAAAGGGGUCCCCUAGAUACAGAUUUUGGACCAGCUGAGUCCUAAGGGUUUGAUCUAGAAACCCUGGUGCUUCCCGUACAAAAUACUGUAAUUGAUCCCACAAAAUGACCGACUCAUCUUCCGGUCGGCACAUUCACUUAGAACAGUCCUUCUGAGGUUAAAUUUUGUAUUUCGAGUUCGGUGGGCCACUGGAUCAGGGAUUUUUCUACAAACAUUAGGUACUGUGUGCUCUCUGCCCUCUGGACAUACCUCUCCUGCAGUCACGCAAGCGUCAAGCACACGUCUUUCCUUGUAGCCACUUUUCAGAAUCACAGUGCCAGAUGCCAUGCUAGUACCUGUGGUACGGAAACGGUCACAAAGCCUCAUUUUACUUUGGUUUUUAGAGUUUUUAUUUUGCUUUGCUUCUUUUGUGUGUCCUUAAACAGGUGUGUGUCUUUAAGUACUGUCUAAAACGUUUUGUCUUUACUGCAGAAUAGUCCCUCCUCAGCUAUCUGUUGAUGCCUUAGUUGCAGCUGGUGUGCCUUGUUGGGACACUGUCCACCUCCAUGAAACCAGAGCGAGAAAAACACGCAAACCGGACACACGGAGAGAGAGAGUUGAGUAAUUUGGCUCCACGUAGAGAAGCGACUACUUAGAGGAACCUUUGUUAGGAUUAUUUUAUAACCUUAAUUAGAGAAAUCAUGAAGUCCCCCCGCAUGGUUGAGGCAGAGUUAACUCCAUAACACUUAAUCGUUCAAAGGUCUGACCUACCUUACUGACUUGAUAGUGGUCCAUCUGUCCUUAAGCUGUAGGGUGAAAUCUUUACUUAAUCAAGAUAGCAUUUUCUGAAUGUAGAAAACCACAUUGGAGCAGAGAAAACCUGGGGAUGAAGAUAAAAAUUAGCUGCUGUUACUUGCUUGUUUAUUCCCUUCUUGCUCUUGUUUAGUUUGCAAAAAAAGAAAAAUAAAGUGGCCUUAGAAUUUUCUUUUUGACGCAAAAAUUGUGAAAUUGAAAAUGUGCACCUUUUGGCACACAAAACUCCUUCUCCUAGGCAAAAAUUUACUUUCUGUGUUUUUGUUUUGCACAACAAAAGACUCAAUAAGCAGAGGUUAUGUUUUUUGGUAAGUUAACUAUGAAAGUUUUUUUUAAUUUUUAUUAUUAAAAGUGUAACAAUUUAACCCACAGGAGAAAAAAAAAUUGUAUUUUGUACUCUUGUUUGAACCCCAUGGGUUCUUUUUGUUAAUAAAAUGAUUACAGUAA
This is a messenger RNA of Oryctolagus cuniculus (rabbit), 4094 nucleotides long. RefSeq names its product arrestin domain containing 4 (gene ARRDC4). Gene Ontology annotation, cellular component: plasma membrane; cytoplasm. Gene Ontology annotation, biological process: protein transport. The record is from RefSeq and is a predicted model, not a curated record. Gene Ontology annotation, molecular function: ubiquitin-like ligase-substrate adaptor activity. Lineage: Eukaryota; Metazoa; Chordata; Mammalia; Lagomorpha; Leporidae.